GUGCAGUAUUCGUCAUGGCGCACUGACAACUGCUGUGGAACUGGUGGAGCAAGGCCGUGCCGUAUUCUGGACCCAGUUGGCACGCUUACGCUCACCGCUCGAUGAACUUUCCCUGUCCGGUGACGCCGGCGCAGCCUUGGAGAAAGAGUUCAAGCAGCUGAGCUUUGGCCUUCGUAGUGCGCUUGAUCAGUCUACUGAAGAGCAGUCCCCACAAAUCCGACAACUGACCAUGCAAUGGAAUGAUGUCGUCUCCCGCAUCCGCAUGCUGCCUGACUUUUCUCGGUUUCUCCUGCCUCCCCUUUUCUCCAACCUACAGAAGGCUGCUGAAGAAGGACCUGUCAUCAUCGUCAAUGCAAGCCAAUAUGGCUGUGACGCCUUGAUUAUCUUCAGUGCACAAGAUCCUGUCCACGUUCCACUCGAUAUCCCGCAGACUGAACUCUCCGAGUUGUCUUCGGAGUUUCAGUCCCUCUCAGAGCAAUUUGGUGCUUCUGAUCGUCACAACAAACUUGUCAGCAUCCUCCGCAAGCUUUGGGAUCGUGUUGUGGACCCCGUGGUCCGAGCUCUUGGGGCGUCUAAAGUCCACCAUGGCUCGCGUAUCUGGUGGUGCCCCACUGCCGAGUUCACGCUUCUUCCUCUACAUGCAGCAGGACCGUACGAGAAGAACAAAAACAACUUAUCUGACAUUUAUAUCUCUUCUCACACCCCCACUUUGGCGACACUCAUCCGGGCGAGACAGCGGGUUUCUCAAGAGGUGUCCACACAACAUUUUGUUGCCAUCGGUCAAGCGAAUCCGGACAGAGGGAAGGAACUCCGUCAUGUCGCUCCUGAGUUAGCCAUCGUCGCUCAGCGUCUCAGGCCCGUCGUCUCCUUCACAUCACUCGAGGAUGGCGAUGCAACAGUCCAGGGUGCACUUGAUGCACUAAAUCAUAAUCAGUGGCUCCAUCUGGCUUGCCAUGGAAUGCCACAUCGGACGCAAUCGUUCGACUCUUCCUUCGCAAUGCGCGAUGGGCCGUUGAUGAUCAAAGAAAUCAUCCGGUCCAACUGGCAGAACCCGGAGUUCGCAUUCUUAUCGGCUUGCCACACUACCGUGGGCCAUGAGAAGAGUCCCGACGAGGCGAUACAUCUCGCUGCGGCUAUGCAAUUCUCUGGAUUUCGCAGUGUGAUAGGUUCCAUGUGGUCUGUCGACGAUGAGGUUGCACGACAGAUUGUGUCCGUUUUUUACCGCAAACUGGUCGAUGGCUCAGGGAGAUUGGACUGCACGCGGGCUGCGGUAGCGUUGCACAAGGCUGUAAAAUCAUUGCGCAAGAAGAUUCCACUAGAACAGCAGAUCGUGUUUGUUCACAUGGGCGUCUAG
Messenger RNA from Suillus clintonianus, 1354 nucleotides. RefSeq names its product CHAT domain-containing protein. Lineage: Eukaryota; Fungi; Basidiomycota; Agaricomycetes; Boletales; Suillaceae. The transcript has a single exon. The record is from RefSeq and is a predicted model, not a curated record. Bases 230 to 1354 code for a protein of 374 amino acids.